AUGGCCGAAUCGGCAUCUUCCCCCCAGCUCAACAUCGACGUGGAGUUCUCUGGCGGACUGGAAAUGCUCUUCUCCAACAAGAGACAGCAUGCUCUGUCCAUUCCCGCGGCAGACCAGGAUGGGAAACCCGUCGACAUCGCGUACUUGAUAGACCACCUAUGCCGAAACGUCAUGGACGACACUCGCAAAGACCUCUUCGUUCUUGAAAAUCAUCUCCACGUCGGUUCAAAGAAGCGCCUCUUAUAUCAACUCCUACUUGGAUUUUCAUGGAUCUCGUGGCUGACAGGUGUGGCAAACAGUCGACCGGGUAUCCUAGUUCUCAUCAACGAUGCCGACUGGGAGCUCGAAGGCGAGGAGGCCUACGAGAUCCAGAGCGGUGACAAUAUUCUGUUUGUCUCGACGCUGCACGGAGGUUAG
Fusarium coffeatum is the source of this 417-nucleotide messenger RNA. RefSeq lists its product as uncharacterized. The record is from RefSeq and is a predicted model, not a curated record. Gene Ontology annotation, cellular component: cytoplasm; nucleus. Lineage: Eukaryota; Fungi; Ascomycota; Sordariomycetes; Hypocreales; Nectriaceae. The transcript has 3 exons. Gene Ontology annotation, molecular function: protein tag activity. Bases 1 to 417 code for a protein of 138 amino acids. Gene Ontology annotation, biological process: tRNA thio-modification; protein urmylation.